Naegleria fowleri is the source of this 456-nucleotide messenger RNA. RefSeq lists its product as uncharacterized. Bases 1 to 456 code for a protein of 151 amino acids. The record is from RefSeq and is a predicted model, not a curated record. Lineage: Eukaryota; Heterolobosea; Eutetramitea; Acrasida; Naegleriidae. The transcript has a single exon. Gene Ontology annotation, biological process: regulation of translational fidelity.
AUGCAAACUCGAGUGUUCUCACAUCUCAGCUCGAAAACGUUGCGUCAGAUUCGGAGUGAAUCCAUGAUGCCAUCCAGUUGUUUUUCCAUCGCUCAAUUAAUGAUUCGAAAGGAAUACUCUUCAUCAUCAUCAUCAGUUUCAAAGGAACAAAUUAACAAAUUGUGUUUACUUUCUAGAGUCUCUUUUCAAGAGGAAUCUCAAUUAAACAAACUCACUCAAGAUGUUAAUAAUAUUAUGAUGUGUCUGGAUAUUUUGCAACAAUCACCGGUGAGUGAUGAAAUUCAACCCAUGUAUAGCCCCAUGCAAUUUUAUAAGAAGAGAAGUAAUCGAUGGAGAGAGGAUGUAGCCUCUACGAAUACUUCCGAGGCCGAGUCAAUUGCACGUCGAAAGAAUAUCAUUCAGAGCAAUACAAAGGAUGUCAAGGCUGGAUACUUUAUUGCUCCAAAAGUCAAGUAA